Molecule: messenger RNA, 885 nt
Organism: Staurois parvus
Lineage: Eukaryota; Metazoa; Chordata; Amphibia; Anura; Ranidae
Source: the annotation of a GenBank genome assembly
CUUGGCCUGGGUUAUAAAACAUCUGAUCAUGCCAGUCCUCAACUUGUGAAGUCCCUUAGAGGUGUCCCACUGGUUCAGAUCACUGCAGGUGGUUCCCAGAGUUUUGCAUUGUCUAUGUCGGGAAUUGUCUUUGGAUGGGGAAAGAAUAAUGCAGGACAACUAGGAUUCAAAAUGGCUCCUCAGAGAGCAGGAAUAUUUAAACCGUAUGCAGUAACCUCCUUGAGAAACCUCAGCAUUACUUAUAUAAGCUGUGGGGAUGAACAUACGGCUGUUCUAAGCAAGGAUGGCACGGUGUACACAUUUGGUGAUGGCAGCCAUGGACAGCUAGGAAAGAAUGUGGAGGGUAACACAGCAGAACCUCAGAAGAUUGAAGAGUAUGAAGGACAAGUUUCACAGAUAGCUUGUGGAAGCUACCACACUCUACUGUAUGUCUUUACUUCUAACUGCAUUGUGUCCUUUGGUCGUGGGCUGCAAGCAAAACUAGAAACUUCCAGCACUGAUAAAAGUCAACCUCCACAGGAGCCAGGGGAAUUAGACAUUAGUUGCCUAAUCUGUCCAAAAGACUUUGUGAACAUCCAUAUCAAACGGAUCUUUGCUGGAAACUAUGUCAGCUUUGCAACAUCUUCUCUUCAAACACAGAACCAUAAAACAACAGCACUGAUUGACAACUUGCAAAAGAUCUGUCGACUUGACAAAGACAUGGUAAAAGUGUGGACAGACCCAAUCUCUGGGAGAGAGAAGAAUCAAGAUGCCAAAAGGCUAAUAACUAAGAUAUUUUCUUCACCUGCUUGCCUCACUGCAAGUUUUCUGAAACACCGAGCUUCUCCAUUGGACACAUCUCCAAUAGUGGACCUUAACGUUGCAAGUGAAUUAUUUACAAAAAUA